Penicillium crustosum is the source of this 627-nucleotide messenger RNA. RefSeq lists its product as uncharacterized. NCBI's taxonomy places the organism in Eukaryota, Fungi, Ascomycota, Eurotiomycetes, Eurotiales, Aspergillaceae. Bases 1 to 627 code for a protein of 208 amino acids. The transcript is spliced from 2 exons. The record is from RefSeq and is a predicted model, not a curated record.
AUGAACCCCCCCAUUGGAGGAUUUAUCAACACUGCUGCGCCGGGCACCCAGCCCCGGUCACUCUUUCAGGGUGGUGCAAUCUACCCCUUUAGCCUCGCACCGAACGCAAUUCAGGUCUCCGGAAUAGUCCAGGAUCCGGCCAGAAUCAUGGAAUUGCCCUCCAAUGACAUCUGGGACGAACCAACGGAAACUGAUUCCAGUCAAUCUCUCGAGCCCGGGGAGAUCUAUUUCGAGACACUGCCGGAAGAUGCUUCUUCCCUUCACUGCAACUGCUAUGCCCAAGCGUUCAGUGAAGUCGUUCGACAGGAAGAGGCAAAAGGGGAAAAUAGUAUAUUGCUCCACCUGGAAAGGGUGCAGCAACAGGGAGUGGUCAUCCUUCAAUGUCCAGUGUGCUGUGCUUCAAACUCCAGGGCUAGUAUUCUCACUUUAUUAGUGAUGGCAGUUGAGAAGGCGGCACGGGCGUUGAAGGAGGACAUCAGCCAGAUGCGCCGUUGGCUAUCUCAUUUGUCAAUAAUCGUCCGUUUCAUCCACCAAGACCUCCAGUGUGCUUCGCCUUCAAAAUGGCACAUACUGAUGGCGGAUGAGACAGAUCGUCAGCUGCAGUCGAUUAUUCGAAUCUUCGAGUGA